CCAAAACCCGGGCCGCCGCCACGACCUCCCCACUCCCUCCCCCCUUGUUCUAAACUUGCCUUAGGUUUUGUUAGGGUUUCGGUAAUCCAAUUUUGCCUUGAGGCUUGUUUUUCGUGAUGGAUGAUUAUCAAGAGAUGGAAAGGUUUGGCAUGGAGAAGGAUUACGAGGACGGCCAAUGGAUCGGCGGCGAGUUCUAUUAUCGCAAGCGCAAGGAUAAGCGCGUCCAGACCAAAGACGAUGUACUCUACGGCAUAUUCUCUGCCGAUUCCGACGACGACGAUGAAGACAACGAGGGUUCCAGAAAACGCAGGAAAGAUCGAAAGGUCGUCGACCUUACCAAGCCCGUCAAUUUCGUCUCCACCGGCAUCGUCGUGCCCAACCAGGAGAUGGACAACAAUUCAAAGCAGCAAAACGAUGACCUUGGCGCUACCGGCGUUGCCACCAGUGGCCUUGGCUUUGGUGUCGCUACGGCUUCAGGUUUGGGUUUUAAUAAUUUGAAUUCCGGUUUAGGUUUUAAUUCGAAUUCGGAUCCCACCGGUGGAGAGGAGGAGGAUGAGGAAAAUGACAGCAAUUUUUUGCCGACGGCGUUUGGGAAGAAAAUAAAGGAGGGAGCAGAGAGGAGACAGAAGGAGAGGGAAAAGCUCAAAUUGCUGAAGCAAACUACUAUCCAAUCUCGAAGUCGAAGAGAUUCUGAAGAAUCUCAGUUUGGACUAGGAGGAGCAAGUGGCGGCGGCGGGGAUGGGGGCCUGGGGGCCUUUGAGAAACACACCAAGGGCAUUGGGAUGAGGAUGCUUAAGAACAUGGGCUACAAAGGAGGUGGACUUGGCAAAAACCAGCAAGGGAUUCUCGCUCCUAUUGAAGCCAAGUUGAGGCCAAAAAAUAUGGGUAUGGGUUUUAAUGAUUACGAGGAGACUAAAAUCAAGAGGCCUGGCUUGCAAGAAUUGGAAGCUGAAAAGCCGAGCAAGCCUUUGCCCGCUGUCAGUUCCUCCAUCACCACCAAAAAGAGCCUUUCCUGGAAAAAGGCCGUUGCCAACAGGGCUAAUAAGGACCACUAUGUCUCUGCCAAGGAGUUGUUAGCCAAGAAGCAGGAAGAGAGUACCGAGGUCUUUGUGCACAAGGUGGUUGAUAUGCGCGGACCCCAGGUUCGAGUCUUGACCAAUUUGGAGAAUUUGAAUGCCGAAGAGAAAGCCAGGGAAGAGGAUAUUCCCAUGCCUGAGCUACAGCACAACCUGAGGUUGAUUCUGGACUUAGCUGAGCUGGAUAUUCAGAAGAUUGAUAGGGAUCUAAGGAAUGAGAGGGACACGGCGAUCAGCUUGAACCAGGAGAAAGAGAGGCUGGCAACGGAGGUGGCCAGACAGAAGCAACACUUGGAUAGCUUGGGGGAUAUUAUGAACGUGUUAGACCGACUGGGAGAAGAGAAUAUCAUGGGAGCAUUGACGCUGGACUCCCUGGCAAAGGACUUUGGUGACCUACAGAAGAGAUACGCUGACGACUAUAAAAUAUGCAACUUGUCUUGUAUUGCCUGUUCUUUUGCUAUACCUCUGUUUAUCAGGAUGUUUCAAGGUUGGGAUCCUCUUAGGAACCCGUCCCAUGGGUUGAAUGUGGUAUCCUCAUGGAAGGGUUUGCUUCAUGGAGAGGGGGAGAGAGAACAGUACCUUGAUAUUUGGGAUAAUACAAUGCCACCUUAUACCCAGUUGGUUUCCGAGGUUGUGUUACCCGCAGUGAGGAUUGCUGGCGUCAAUACCUGGCAGGCCAAGGACCCUGAACCCAUGCUUCGCUUUUUGGAGUCUUGGGAGAAAUUGCUACCCUCUUCUGUCCUUCAUGCCAUAUUGGAUAUGGUAGUCUUUCCCAAACUGAAGGACGCAGUUGACUUGUGGGAACCUCACCGGGACACUGUUCCCAUCCAUGUAUGGGUGCAUCCAUGGCUACCACUCUUGGGACACAAGUUGGAGGAGUUGUAUCACACAAUACGCUUCAAGUUGAGUAACGUUCUCGGUGCAUGGCACCCCAGUGAUGCCUCUGCCUAUACCAUACUCUCGCCGUGGAAGAAGGUGUUUGAUUCAGCCAGUUGGGAACAACUCAUGCAUAGAUUUAUAGUGCCCAAGUUGCAGCUUGUCCUACAAGACUUCCAAGUGAACCCUGCAGAUCAAAGACUUGAUCAAUUUAAUUGGGUGAUGAGUUGGGCUUCUGCUAUUCCAAUUCAUCUAAUGGUAGAUAUGAUGGACAAGUUUUUCUUCACCAAGUGGCUACAGGUUUUGUAUCACUGGUUAUGUUCGAACCCGAACUUUGAAGAGGUUUUGAAUUGGUAUAAAGGUUGGAAGGAACUCAUUCCUGAGGAGCUUCAUGCAAAUGAAAGUAUCCGGUAUCAGCUUAAUUGUGGUCUUGACAUGAUGAAUCGGGCUGUUGAGGGUAUGGAGGUGGUCCAACCUGGUUUGAAAGAGAAUAUUAGCUACCUUAGGGUGCUUGAGCAAAGGCAAUUUGAGGCACAACAGAAAGCAGCAGCAGCACAAGCAAACUUGGGUGGCACUGCUCACAUGGAUGGCAGUGGUAAUGAGAUGAGCUUGAAAGAUGUUAUUGAAGCCCAUGCGCAGCAGCAUGGUCUGUUAUUUAGGCCUAAACCUGGGCGGAUGCAUAAUGGUCACCAGAUAUAUGGCUUUGGUAAUGUAAGCAUAAUAGUAGACUCUCUAAAUCAAAAGGUAUAUGCCCAAACAGAGGAAAGCUGGUCUCUUGUAUCCCUUGAAAGGUUGCUUGACAUGCACAAUAGUUCUCUUACAAGAAGACGCUGAGUUUUAGAAAGGCCUUUGAAGAGUUGAAGGGAUGUGUGGUGACUCUGUGCUGAGAAUGGAGCUGGUGGAUUAGGUUGUGUGUGCAGUUGCCGUUGGUCAUGGAUCGAGAACUGAAAAUAUUUGCUUGGUCACGUAUGUGCAGUUGGCUCUUUAGACUGAAAAGAACUGAAAUGAUUUCUUUAAGAAACAAAGGAUGAAAAGAAGAAGAAUAAGGUGAGAUUCUCCAUAAACUUUUAUCUCUUAUAUUUAUUUCUUUGGUGGGAAAAUGACAUAUUAGAACUCUAUUGCUCUGAUAUUCAUCAAGGUCAUCCUGAAUGAGUUGAUGUAGUUUCCUCAAGUGAAUCUUGUGCUGAUGCGUGGAUUGAGAAAGAGGUUGUAGCCUUAAGGGAGGAUAGAUGCCCUAAAGUUCGGGUUGUGACUUCUGAUCGUAUUCAGCAGCGUGCAGCACAUGGAGCAGUAUGUGUUCUCAUAAUUCCGAUGGAGCCUUCAUUUGGAGCUGCAAUGCAUUGGUUUCUGAGAUUAAAGCAUCACAAAAGGAGUUUGAGGGGAUGCUUCAGGAACACAGGUCUGUUCUACUUGAGAUGAAACUUGUCAUCUUAUUUUCUGCUAAUGGAAAAUUUAAUACACAAGAAGUUAUAUUCAUGCUGUUUCAUCUUGCCUAUCACCUUCAGAACAGAUGCAAAAACACACACAUGCACAUACAUGUAUAUCUUAGGUCUAGUUUAAUAUUAACAAUCUUUAAUUUGUUUAAUUUGCUUUGUAAUGGCUUAUAUAUAUGGUUUAGAUUCAGCAAGUUUUACUCUUAACAUUAUAUUGAGAAAAGAAGUUCUAUGAUUACUUGCUAAAUCACCUCAAUGUUGUGUCAUGCUGAACAAUUUUGAAUACAAUAAUUUCUUGAUUUUCCUUUUUCUAUAA
This is a messenger RNA of Prunus persica (peach), 3701 nucleotides long. Its product is annotated as septin and tuftelin-interacting protein 1 homolog 1. Gene Ontology annotation, molecular function: nucleic acid binding. The coding region runs from base 117 to 2786 and encodes 889 amino acids. Gene Ontology annotation, cellular component: U2-type post-mRNA release spliceosomal complex. Lineage: Eukaryota; Viridiplantae; Streptophyta; Magnoliopsida; Rosales; Rosaceae. The transcript is spliced from 6 exons. Gene Ontology annotation, biological process: spliceosomal complex disassembly. The record is from RefSeq and is a predicted model, not a curated record.